AAUUACCGAAAUAUUCCGAUGGAAACACAAGUCUCGUAUUGCGCGAGACUGCUUACAUCCCAACAUGGCGACAGAAACAAGCACGCCUGUGCAAAACAGUGACACUAAAGGCACUCUUGGGAUACCUCAGGCUGAAUUUGUGGAGGAUGUUGACAGUUACAUGAAGAGAGAGGGAAAUGACUCGGCAGAGGCAGUAUUAAAGAGAUUAGAUGAAUCACAUAGCAAGUACAAAUUCAUGGAAUACAACCUCAACACCAAAAAGGCCAGAUUAAAGGCACAAAUCCCUGAUAUCAAAACUUCAUUAGAUAUAGUGAAACAUUUACAGUCUAGGAAGGAUUCAACAGAUUCAAUGGAAACUAGGUUUUUAUUGUCAGACCAAGUUUAUGCAAAAGCAAGAAUUCCACCAACAGACAGAGUGAAUUUAUGGCUAGGGGCUAAUAUAAUGUUAGAAUAUGGCAUUGAAGAUGCUAAGGUAUUACUUGAGAAGAAUUUAGAGGCAGCCAAUAAAAGUUUAUCACAAGUUGAAGAAGAUCUGAGUUUUAUCCGUGACCAGACAACGACGUUAGAAGUCAAUAUGGCCCGAGUGUAUAAUUGGGACGUGAAAAGGAGGCAGACCAGUCAAACUGCUGUGAAGUCCUAGUAUCCAUAGAAAUCUGGACAUUACGCCACAGUACUUAGAGCAUCAGUCCCUACCACACGUAUACAGCAGUGACAGAUCAAUGCUGAAAGAACCAGUGAACAGCAUCUAUUCAUCUAGUGCAGAAUUUACACUCUUCUUAUUUGCUUUCCAUUUCAAAGGACUUAUAUAAAGAACAAAAUUGCAGACAGCCCUAUUUGAUUCUAAGAUUGCAUAGUGGAUCAUCUUGAAAUACAGUUUUGAACCUUUUAUUUAAUAAAUAAAUCCAUUAAAUCAAUAAUAAAUAUUUCAAGCUUUAUUUGUUUUA
Saccostrea echinata is the source of this 944-nucleotide messenger RNA. Its product is annotated as prefoldin subunit 3-like. Gene Ontology annotation, molecular function: tubulin binding. Gene Ontology annotation, cellular component: prefoldin complex; cytoplasm. Lineage: Eukaryota; Metazoa; Mollusca; Bivalvia; Ostreida; Ostreidae. Gene Ontology annotation, biological process: microtubule-based process; protein folding; tubulin complex assembly. The transcript has 6 exons. The record is from RefSeq and is a predicted model, not a curated record. Bases 65 to 640 code for a protein of 191 amino acids.